Myxozyma melibiosi is the source of this 1384-nucleotide messenger RNA. RefSeq names its product glycoside hydrolase superfamily. Gene Ontology annotation, biological process: carbohydrate metabolic process; cell wall organization. Bases 103 to 1020 code for a protein of 305 amino acids. Gene Ontology annotation, molecular function: glucan endo-1,3-beta-D-glucosidase activity. NCBI's taxonomy places the organism in Eukaryota, Fungi, Ascomycota, Lipomycetes, Lipomycetales, Lipomycetaceae. The transcript has 4 exons. Gene Ontology annotation, cellular component: fungal-type cell wall; cell surface; extracellular region. The record is from RefSeq and is a predicted model, not a curated record.
UUUCCGUUUUCGUCCUCUACGCCUUAUUUACAUUCGUCUUUUGUCUUUUUACACUCGUUUUUUCCACAACAGCUGUUCUUCUUUCUCCAAAAACCAGCAAACAUGCGUGUCUCCGCCAUUACUUCCGUUCUUUCUCUUGCCGGGUACGCCGCUGCGAUUGGUUCGCUCGGUUUCGACCUCGGCGUCCAGCGCAACAGCGACUCUGCUUGCAAAACCUCGGAUGACUACAUCUCCGACUUUGAGACCAUCUCCGGCUACACCAACAUCGUCCGUGUCUAUGCCUCGUCGGACUGCAACACUCUCGAGAACAUCAUCCCUGCGCUCAAGGAGAAGGACUUCAAGCUUUUCCUCGGCGUCUGGGCCACCGACGACACCCACUAUGCGGAAGAGAAGACCGCUCUGUCGACCUACCUCCCCACCAUUGAUGCGUCCUACAUCGCCGGUAUCACUGUUGGUUCCGAGGCCCUUUACCGUGGCGACCUCAGCGCCUCUGACCUCGUUACGCGUAUCAACGAGGUUCGCGAGCUCGUCCAGGAUAUCGAUGGCUACUCUAGCACGCCUGUCGGCACCGUUGACUCCUGGGAGAUUUUGAUCGACGGAGCCAACUCCGAUGUCAUCACAAACUCUGACAUCGUCUUCGCCAACGCUUUCUCGUACUGGCAGGGUCAGACUAUGGCCAACUCCUCCUACUCCUUCUUCGACGAUAUCAUGCAGGCCCUGCAGGUCAUCCAGACCACCAAGGGUUCCACUGAUAUCACCUUCUGGGUUGGUGAGACUGGUUGGGCUACUGAUGGUGGCAGCUACGAGAACGCCGACCCCACCGUCGACAACGCUGCUCAGUUCUGGCAGGAGAGUAUCUGCGGAAUCCGCGCCUGGGGAGUCAACACCCUUGUCUUCGAGGCCUUCGAUGAGUCGUGGAAGCCCGUCACCUCCGGUGUCAGCGGUGUUGAGACUCACUGGGGUGUCUGGACUGACGACGGCACCGACCCCAAGUACUCGCUCGAGUGCACCUUUGACUAAGCUCUGGUGGAAUUCUCAAGAUUAUAACGGAUUUUUAUGAGAUUGAAUGCAAUCUUCUACGAAACGAAAAAUGAGAUGUUGCGAGAUACACGUUUAGAAGAAAAUGAACGUUUAUAUACAAUUUUAUGCUACUGGUUGUCAUUAUUUAUCUAAAGUCUUGUGUCUGGGUUUUCUUUUCAAUAUCUCUAAUUACGUAUUUUCAUGUCUUUUGUCAAUAUACCUGCUCUAUAUAAGUUGUCUAACAGCGCUCCUAGUGCGCUAUUAUUUCACAUAAAAUACAAAAUAGUGUUCAGACAGCCUGCCAGUUAACAAUAAUAUUAAAAGGCUGUUCGCUAUCCAUUAUGUUGGUACAAUUCUAUUGCGA